Messenger RNA from Drosophila takahashii, 2330 nucleotides. It is a transcript of the gene RN-tre, whose product is annotated as Related to the N terminus of tre oncogene. Lineage: Eukaryota; Metazoa; Arthropoda; Insecta; Diptera; Drosophilidae. The record is from RefSeq and is a predicted model, not a curated record.
CCACCAAAUGUAUCGGAAACAUGCAGCCGAAAUAAAAUAGUAAAAACUAGCUAGCAAACACAACCGAUCGGCGUGGAUAAUAAGAAUUGGCAGUACUAAAUUAAAUGUUUCGCGCUAUCGCCCUCUGAGUAGCAGCCGCUCCCCAACUGAGAGCACGGAGAAUCCCGCUCUGGCCACUUGCUCCUCCGGAUCGGGCCACCCAUCCUAGCCGAAUCCACAUCCGCCGCCAAAUGACGGACGGCGAGCAGCAGGAGGCGCUGGUCAAGCGGGCCGAGGACGAGCGCGAGGACAUCUUCCGGCGCUACGAACUGGGCCUCGAUCCCAGCAAUGUGGUCGACUCCUGGGAGAAUCCCUCCUUCGAGGUCUACAUGAAAACAGACAGAUAUGGCUUCCUGCACGACGAGCGCCUGCCCACGACGCGCGACGCCCAGGAGACGCACCGCAACAACGUCGAGGUUGAGCGCGUCAGAAAGUGGGUGAAGAUGCUGAAGCAGUGGCCGCCGCCCCCGGACAAGCUGCACAAGCGCAUCUACAAGGGCGUGCCGGACCGCGUGAAGGCGGAGGUCUGGAUGAACCUGCUCAAUAUCCACCAGUCGAUGGAGAAGAACCCUGGCGUCUAUGCCCGCAUGCUCCAGCUGGCCAGGAAGUACUCCACGGAGACGCGGCAGAUCGAUGCGGACGUGAAUCGCCAGUUCCGCGACAACAUCGCCUUCCGCGAGCGCUACAGCGUGAAGCAGUGCUCGCUGUUCAACGUGCUCAACGCCUACAGCAUCUACAACUCGGAGCUGGGCUACUGCCAGGGCAUGGCCUGCGUGGCCGGCGUGCUGCUGCUCUACCUGCACGAGGAGGAGACCUUCUGGGCGCUGAACAGCCUGAUCACAGACCAAAAAUACGGCAUGCACGGGCUGUUCAUCGAGGGCUUUCCCAAGCUGACGCGAUUCAUUGACCACCAUGACCGCAUCAUGUCGAAAAUAAUGCGCAAGCUACACAAGCACUUUACCAAACACAACGUGGACGCCCUGCUGUACGCCAUCAAGUGGUUCUUCGUCGUCUUCGUGGAGAGGGUCCCCUUCAGUUUGAGCCUGCGCGUGUGGGACAUUUUCAUGCUGGACGGCGAUCGCGUCAUCCUGUCCAUGGCCAUCACCAUUCUGUACCUCCACAAGGACGACCUGCUGCGCCUCAAGGACAUGGACGCCAUCAUCGAGUAUCUGCAGGUGCGGCUGCACAAGAACUUUGGCUACAGCGACGACGACGCCAUUCAGGCCUUGGAGCGCGUGAUGAAGAAGCUGAAGGACCUGAAACUGGACGUCCCACCGCCAGCCAAGUCGAACGAGUUCCCCAGCCGCAAGCUGGGCGACUUUGUGGAGGCCGACAUGGAGAAGAAGAUCGGUCGCAGACGCAACGAUUACACGGACGCGGAGAAGCAAGUCAUAACAGAUGUGAUAUCAAGACAAGAACAAAACGCGAUUGAGGUUCAAUCCACGGUCUCCUACGAGACUUCCGAGUGCGCCACUGGUGACGGAUACUCAAUGAAAACGUUUGAGAGUAUCACUAGCUUAGCCACCUCGCCGGCGAACAGUAGCUACUCGCUGUACAGCAACGGAUUUGUAGUGACCACAGUGGACAGUGGCCAAGACCCGGCCCGCAGCCAGAGCAUCCACAAUCUCAGCUACCUGCCAGUGCAUCGUAAUGGGCUGCAGCUGCAGCACAUGCGGCACAGCUUCAGCAGCGAUAGCGACAGUCGCAAUAGGCUGGAUCUGGAUCAGGCACUGGAGGUGCUCCAGCGACAGCAGCUUCCCCUGCAACCGCAUCCGCACCCGAAGACCCCGAGCAGCCAGGUGGUAUCAUCAUAUAUCAUGCAGAACGGAAACGGAAAUGGAAGUGGAGCUGCGAAUGACGACGACGACGAUGAUGCGCUGAGCGUGGAGAACACGCGCCUCUAAUUUUAGUUGAUUCGUAAUGCGUAAUCUUUCUUUAUGUAGUUAAUGUUUUGCCUCCUUACUAUUUUCCUUGAACCCCGAACAUUCGCUAGUUAUAUCCCCAAAACGUACUUAGCUUUAAUUUUUGUACUGUCGAAGCGACAAUAGCUGCAUUCAUCGAUGUUUGUAUUUAGUGUUCUUCCCACACUCCUUAUCGCCCUCUCUCCGAUAUUACCCAACCGAGAGUCUCAACUUAAUAUUCCAAAAACUGAUAACUCCUAAGACUCCAACGAUUCCGUUUGAAACUACGUACAACGAUUAAUAUUUAUUGUUAUCCGCCUUACUACUUUGCCACACUUCUUUACACGCCCACUACUAAUUACUCUACUUAUUACGUACUUUAAGCCUUGU